Helianthus annuus (common sunflower) is the source of this 1222-nucleotide messenger RNA. Its product is annotated as homeobox protein knotted-1-like 7. Gene Ontology annotation, cellular component: nucleus. Bases 162 to 1043 code for a protein of 293 amino acids. NCBI's taxonomy places the organism in Eukaryota, Viridiplantae, Streptophyta, Magnoliopsida, Asterales, Asteraceae. The transcript is spliced from 5 exons. The record is from RefSeq and is a predicted model, not a curated record. Gene Ontology annotation, biological process: regulation of DNA-templated transcription. Gene Ontology annotation, molecular function: DNA binding.
UAAAAAGCAGAAAAAAAGAAAAAGAAAAGAAGAGAUAUUGCUUUCUUUGGCUGGCCAAAUGCUUCUUUAUUGCACAAGUGGUCCUAAAAACCCUACAUCUUUAUUUUGCUUUUACAUGCUUAAUUUUAAAGAUUUGAGUGUUUUUCUUUCUACAAAAUAAUAUGCAACAUCAAGCUCUAGGUAUGGUGGUUACCAGUGGUGAUGAUGGUGGUGGUUUUACCGAUAUGUUGGUGUCCUUUUCCGGUGAUCAAAACCGCCAGAUGAAGGUGGAGAUAGCUAACCACCCUCUAUACCAACAUCUUCUUUCAGCCCAUGUAGGGUGUCUCCGUGUGGCCACUCCGAUCGACCAACUACCCCUUGUCGACGCUCAACUAUCGCAGGCGCACGAUGUCCUCCUUCGUUACAUCUCCAACCACCACCAUCGCCAGCCUACCUCCCCCGAUGACCGCCACGAGCUAGACAAUUUCUUGACACAGUAUUUGGUGGUUUUAUGUGCGUUUAAAGAUAGGCUGCAAGAACAUGUCAGAGUUGAUGCUGUCGAGGCUGUCAUGGCCUGCCGUGAAAUUGAGCACAACUUGCAAGCUAUGACUGGAGUAACACUAGGAGAAGGGUCGGGAGCAACAAUGUCAGAAAGUGAUGGUGAAGAUGAGAUAGUAAUGGAUUUUCCAUCGGAUCAAUCCGGUGACAUGUUGGGUUUUGGUCUCCCUACAGAAUCUGAACGUACUUUAAUAGACAGAGUUCGUCAAGAACUGAAAAUCGAACUUAAACAGGGAUUUAGAUCCAAAAUAGAGGAUGUAAGAGAGGAAAUACUGAGAAAGAGGAGAGCAGGAAAAUUACCAGGAGACACUACUUCUGUGCUCAAAGAUUGGUGGCAACAACAUUCCAAAUGGCCAUAUCCAACUGAAGACGACAAGGCGAAACUGGUGGAAGAAACGGGGCUACAACUGAAGCAAAUUAACAAUUGGUUUAUUAAUCAAAGGAAAAGAAAUUGGCACAGCAGUUCGAGUUCUGUAACCACUCUAAAAUCCAAGCGCAAAAGAUAAAACAUAGACUGUUGCAUUUAUCAUGAUCAAAAGUGUGGUGGAGAGAUGGUAACUUAGCUAGCACUAAACAGUUCAGUUGUAAAAUAUAUAUGCUAAUUAACCAUUGCAAGUAUGUGACUGACUUCCAACACAUUUUCACUUAGCAUCGUGAAUUCGUGAUCACAUGAUUCCUCAAGUUU